AUGGCGAAGUCAACCCUCCUCCUCGGCGGUCUCGCUGCCCUCAGCGGCACGACGCUCGCACAGUCAAACUUCCCAGACUGCAGCAGCUCGGGUCCAUUGGGGAACAACUCCGUGUGUGACACGUCCUUAGACGUCGUGAGCCGUGCCAGGGCACUCGUUGCGAUCCUUAGCACCGCAGAGAAGAUCAACGCCACCAUCAGUGCAUCCCCGGGUGUACCUCGGCUUGGCCUCCCCCCAUACGAAUGGUGGUCCGAAGCGCUGCACGGUGUCGCCAACUCCCCCGGCGUAAGCUUCAACACGGAGAACGGAGGCGACUUUGGGUACGCCACCUCGUUUCCGCAGCCCAUAACCCUCGGGGCAGCCUUCGAUGAUGCCCUCGUGCACGCGGUCGCGACCGUCGUCUCCACCGAGGCCAGGGCGUUCAGCAACGCCGGACGCGCGGGUCUCGACUUUUGGACGCCCAACAUCAACCCGUUUCGCGACCCGAGAUGGGGCAGGGGGCAGGAGACGCCCGGCGAGGACCCUUACCACCUGAGCAGCUACGUGAAGGCCCUCAUCGCCGGGUUGGAGGGCACCGGAGACCCUGCGAGCAACAAGGACGGCAAGUACAAGAAGGUGGUGUCGACGUGCAAGCACUUUGCAGGGUACGACGUCGAGAGCUGGAACGGCAACUACAGGUACCAGUUCGACGCGUCCAUCUCGACGCAGGACAUGGUCGAGUACUACCUGCCGCCCUUCCAGGCGUGUGCCCGCGACGCAAAGGUCGGCGCCUUCAUGUGCAGCUACAACGCCGUCAACGGGGUGCCGACGUGUGCGGACGACUGGCUGCUCAACGACGUGCUCCGCGACCACUGGAACUGGACCGGCGGGAACGACGACGGCUUCUGGGUCACGUCGGACUGCGACGCCAUCCAGAACGUCUUCCUCCCGCACCGCUGGUCGACCACCCGCGAGGCGGCCGCGGCAGACUCUCUCAAGGCCGGGACGGACCUGAACUGCGGGACGUAUUACAGCCACCACCUCCAGGGUGCAUAUGAUCAAGGUCUCAUCAACGACACAGACCUGGACACCGCAGUGACUCGUCUCUACGGCAGCCUGGUCAAGCUUGGGUAUUUCGACCCCGCCGAUUCGCAGCCCUACCGCUCGCUGGGCUGGGAGGACGUCGGCACCCCCGAGGCCCAACAACUCGCCUACACGGCAGCAGUCGAGGGGACGGUGUUGCUCAAGAACAACAACACACUGCCCCUCAGCCUGGAGGGAAAGAAGGUCGCCGUCGUCGGAGACUGGGCCGCCGCGACGGCACAACUUCAAGGAAAUUACCACGGCGUGGCGCCCCACCUGCGCUCACCGUUGUACGCCGCACAGCAGCUCCUGGGCAACGACUCGGUCUUCUACUCAGCCGGCCCGGGGUACCAGGACCCAACCACCAACAGCUGGGACUCCAUCUGGGAGGCAGCGGACGCCGCGGACGUCAUCCUGUACUUCGGGGGCAUCGACGAGGACACCGAGGCAGAAGGGAUGGACAGGGUGAGCAUCGCAUGGGCGGGCUCGCAGCUCGACGUGAUCGGCGAGCUGGCCCUGCUGGGGAAGCCGAUGGUCGUCGUCGAGCUGGGCGGCGGGCAGCUCGACAGCUCCCCCGUCGCGGCCAACCCGGGCGUCGGCGCCCUGCUGUGGGGCGGGUACCCGGGCCAGGACGGCGGCGUCGCGAUCCUGGACGUCGUCACGGGCAAGGCGGCGCCCGCGGGGAGACUACCUGUGACGCAGUACCCGGCGAGCUACGCCGCCGCCGUGCCCAUGACCGACAUGGCCCUGCGGCCUGACGCGGGGGCGGGCUUCCCCGGCCGGACGUACCGGUGGUACGAGGGCGAGGCCGUGUUUGGGUUUGGGUACGGCUUGCAUUAUACCACUUUCGACGCCGAGAUCAGUCUGUCCGGGUCGGGGAGCAGCUUCGACAUCGGCAGCCUUGCCUCGAGCUGCACUGAAGAAUACCUCGACCUGUGCCCGUUCGCCUCGGUGUCCACAAGUGUCACAAACACAGGCAACGUCACAUCCGACUACAGCGCCCUGCUGUUCCUCAAGGGCGACUUCGGACCAGCGCCGCACCCCCUGAAGACCCUCGUCUCGUACGAGAGGGCGCACAACAUCUCCGCGUCCGACUCCGCGCAGCUGACGCUCAACCUCACCCUCGGCAGCCUGUCCCGCGUCGACGACAACGGCAACAGGGUCCUCCACCCGGGCUCCUACAGCCUGCUGCUCGACGUCGAGCCAGGCCUCGCGGCCCUCAACUUCACCCUGACGGGCGAGGCGAAAACACUGGACGAGUGGCCCGCAGCCCCGGCAAGUCGUAGCGGCUCGGGGUCGGGCGAGGUGCCGGCGGGCUACUUCGUGGGCGGGUACGGCAGCGUCAACGACGCAGGUGGUGGGCAGUCGCCGCUCGGCGAUUAA
Molecule: messenger RNA, 2445 nt
Organism: Diaporthe citri
Lineage: Eukaryota; Fungi; Ascomycota; Sordariomycetes; Diaporthales; Diaporthaceae
Exons: 2
Coding region: 1-2445 (814 amino acids)
Biological process (GO): arabinan catabolic process; xylan catabolic process
Cellular component (GO): plant-type cell wall
Molecular function (GO): alpha-L-arabinofuranosidase activity; xylan 1,4-beta-xylosidase activity
Source: RefSeq, a predicted model, not a curated record